AUGGUCCGGUGGUGUUCGUCUACGACAUACUACUCGUUUUUGUUAAUUGACCACAUACUUAAGGUCGGAGAUUCUUCCGAUGGUCGCAUAGAAAGAGGGUCCGAAUCAGAAGUUCAAAAGGAAGUUCUGAUUAAGGACGAGGAACUCGCUAAAGAAGUCCGUAAUUCGAUGAAUAACGAAUUUAUUCAAAAGAGGCCGGAAAUUCACAUGGUGGAUAAUACUGGUAAUGUUCGUCUCUACAUGGAAUACAUACAAGAAAUUCACUCCAUAUCAAAACAUCAAAAGAUAUACCAAAACUUUCAAUUUCCUACUCUUCCCAAAGGCUCUCAAAUCCAAAACCUAGCGAUGUCUUGUCAUCCUGACCUAAACAAUGAAGAUUGGGUAGUGGCUGUCAAGUUUUCAGGAUCACAACUUAGGCUUUAUAGGCAUAAGGAUCCGAGGUGGAUCGAUAUCAAAACCACUCAUGAGUCUAUAAGCCCAUAUUCGAGUCUCAUGUUUUCUAAGAAAGAUCAAAGGUUCUACGUUCCAACUCCUGGAUGCAAGUACUUAUGCUCCUUUGAUUUCAACUUCAAGGAGAAAGACAAGCCCGAGUUCGUUGAGGUUCGGAAGAAAGAUUUUCCUAAGUAUGAGUUGUACGAAUGGGAGGAGAUUCACGGGUGUACCAGGACAGACCACAUGGUAGAGUCACCUUCCGGAGAACAAUUCCUCAUCUCAUGGUACUAUGAAGACGAAUUUGAAUUUUACAAAGGGUUGCUAACAGUCAUUCACAAAACAAGGAGGUUCAUGGUGUUUAAAGAGGAUGAAGAAUUAACGGAUAAAAAAAGAAAAUUUAUGUCUUACACAGAAGACAUUGGAGAUCUUUGUACAUUUCUUGGUCGCGAUGAAGCUUUCUGUAUCCGAGCGAGCUCGUAUCCGGGUCUUAAGCCUAACUGCAUCUAUUUCGUUGGACAUAACUAUGGAGUUUACGAUAUCACAACCCAAACGUGCACUCUCUUCUUUGGGAAGGGUUUAAGAUCCAUUGAAUUCCCUUACUGGCCUCACCCUCUUUCUCUCACUCCUUAUUAA
Molecule: messenger RNA, 1065 nt
Organism: Arabis nemorensis
Lineage: Eukaryota; Viridiplantae; Streptophyta; Magnoliopsida; Brassicales; Brassicaceae
Source: the annotation of a GenBank genome assembly